UUUGGGAAAGAAGAAGAUAUGGGUUUCAUCGGCAGUGUUGCAGUUCACCGUUGGAGCGAUUUUAAGGCAAUUGAUAGGAGAAUGAUAAUGACUGAAUUGUUGUUGAGAUGUGUAAUUGUUGGGUUGUGUGUUCUUACUUCUCUGCUUAUUGGAACCGAUUCUCAAGUCAAAGAAAUCUUCUCUUUUCAAAGGAAAGCCAGUUUCACAGACAUGAAAUCCCUAGGACUUUUGGUGUUUGCUAAUGGGUUUGAAGCAGUUUACUCAUUGAUUCAAGUACUGAGGUGUGUGAUUUGUAUGGUUAGAGGAAAUAUUGUCUUCAGUAAGCCUCUUGCAUGGGCUAUUUUCUCAUGUGAUCAGGUUAUCACAUACUUGACCAUAUCAGCCUUGGCUAUCGCGACCCAAUCUUCUAUGUUUGCAAAGUUUGGACAGUCGGAGUUCCAGUGGAUGAAGAUUUGCGAUAUUUAUGGAAAGUUCUGUAAUCAAGUGGCCGAUGGAAUCGGCACCGCGUUUAUUGCUAGUGUGUGUAUGGUCUUCAUCUCCGGGAUGUCUGCAUUUGGGGUUUUCCGUUUGUAUGGGGGAAACAAAUGCAAGUGUUAGC
This is a messenger RNA of Impatiens glandulifera, 598 nucleotides long. RefSeq names its product CASP-like protein 2B1. NCBI's taxonomy places the organism in Eukaryota, Viridiplantae, Streptophyta, Magnoliopsida, Ericales, Balsaminaceae. The coding region runs from base 19 to 597 and encodes 192 amino acids. The transcript has 2 exons. The record is from RefSeq and is a predicted model, not a curated record.